Molecule: messenger RNA, 1669 nt
Organism: Mya arenaria
Lineage: Eukaryota; Metazoa; Mollusca; Bivalvia; Myida; Myidae
Exons: 5
Coding region: 41-700 (219 amino acids)
Source: RefSeq, a predicted model, not a curated record
ACAUAAAUAUAGCAACAAUGUUUCUGUCUGUUUUUUAAACAUGUCUUGUGAAACGGAUGCAUCGAAUCCGCCAUGCAGAAUUGAAUGGGCAAGAGACAACGAUAUUUUAAGAUACGUACAAAGCAACAACUGGACGAAUGAAACAAGUGGGAGUUACCGUUCUAUUUCCAACGUGUUCUUCAAUGCCACUAAAGACAUGGCUGGUGGAACUAUUACAUGUUCAACAAGAUGCGAUCAUUUUCCAUCGCAUUUGAAUGCAAUCUAUGAAAUAACGUGUUCUGAAUCAACUGACAACUCUGCACCACAGGUAACCCAACAGUGGCAUAUGUCGGCCAUUUACGCCGUAGCUGGAACAAUUUUACUUCUACUUAUAGCAACGUUGACCUUUCGUCUAUUUAAGCGAUGCAAACCUCAUGUGUAUGCAACGCUUCUACGCCAAAGGACAAGUGCAGUUAGAGAGCCAGUUACACAUGUGUAUGAUACUGUCCAGUCUAAUAUUGAGCCAACUGCCUAUUACAAUCUGAAGAGAGUAGGGUCAGCAAGUGCUAUCGAGAUCACAAACGCACCUCAACAUUUGGAGAGUGAAGGAAACAGACGUUCAAGUGAAAAUGAAUGUCAUUAUGACUAUGUGGACACACCAUCCGAUCUCAGAGACAGUCAGACAAACAGGCCGAAUGCAAAUUAUCUUCACCCUUUAUAAAACUAUUUGUCGAUUGCAAAGACAGCUUUAGCUGUUACCCAUCACACUGGAUUCCGUUUCCUGAUUAUAAACCAGUUGUCCUUGUUGACAGACAAAUUAUCUCAUCCUACCCCUGGUAAAACAACAACACGGCCUCUUAGUUAGAGUUGGACACCUUAAUCGUUAAACCAUUUUCAUUCUGUUGUUUUCUCAAUUAUUCAUAUCAAAAAUAGUUUAUACGAAGCUGUGCUGAGAAUAACAACCUUGGAAAUGAUUCAGAUAAGAUAAAACAUUUGACAUGGUUGAGUAUCUACGGAAAUUGGCUUAACACUCUAAAGCUGCAUAUUUAAAAUGAAUGUAUGAAUGAAUGAUUGAAAUACAUUUUUUUAUUCUUUUCGGAAAGAUACGUGUGAGGAGGUUACGAAAUUGUAGUGAGGUUUAAGGUUGUACGCAUAGCUUCCCAUACUUGUAUCAGGUGAAGUUAAACUUUAGAAGUCUUUUGCAAAAACCUACUUUAGAUAUACUUGAAGACUCGCUGAUUUUAAUGUUACUCACUUCCUCGUGGCAUGUAAGAUGUGAUUCCAAACUUGUACAAUGUAUACAUAUAUUGAUGACGUGGUAGAUAGACAAGUAUCUAACAUGAACACGUACCUGUACACGAUGUGUUUCGCAAGCUCUUUAAUUAUUACACAGUGAGUUGUGGUGUUCAUGGCAAGAUGGUGUUGUCAAAAUAUAGGCAUACAUAAUAUUCAAUGUUAUAUGUCAUGUUAAUAACAUGUUAACCUAAUUAUUUACAAAUAUCGUUUCGUUUUCGAAAAGCGUGAAAACAAUUGAAGAAUGGUUGGUUAACCAUAUAAGCAUUUGCCUCCUCCUUUUUUGUACUAUUAUCAUAUCAUUGUUAAUUUAUUUCCCAUAUGAGUGCAUAGUUUCGUAAACUGUUCUUAGACGCGUUUUAUUAGUUAGAUGUAUAUGUACUGUUGUAUUGCACCU